AUGCCUACUUCAGAGACCAUAACCUUAAGUAGUGAUGGAGAAGAUUUUGUGGUCGAAGAAGAUAUUUCUCUUCAAUCUGAAUUUGUUAAGAAAUAUAUGCGAAUACCAAUACCCCUCAUAUCAAGCAAGGUUUUGGCUAAAGUUGUCGAAUACUGCAAGAAACAUGAUGAAAGUCCUCGAGGGGACGAUGGUAAAACUGAGGAAGAGGGACUGAAGACUUGGGAUGCUGAAUUUUUUAACGUCGACUUGUAUACAUUCUUAGAAAUUAUGUUUGCUGCAAAAUUGUUGGGUAUUAAAAACUUAGAGGAUUUUGUUGAUCAAAAAACUGCCACAAUGAUCAUGACAAUGUUCGAUAACGUUAAAAAGAUAUUCGGGGUCAUCAGGGAAAUUUUCCAGAUAAUGUUUUUUAAAAGGGAAACCGCAAUGGUAGAACAGGGCAUUGGGGCAUUUCCACAAUCUGAUUCUUAG
Molecule: messenger RNA, 468 nt
Organism: Papaver somniferum (opium poppy)
Lineage: Eukaryota; Viridiplantae; Streptophyta; Magnoliopsida; Ranunculales; Papaveraceae
Product: SKP1-like protein 1A
Exons: 2
Coding region: 1-468 (155 amino acids)
Biological process (GO): SCF-dependent proteasomal ubiquitin-dependent protein catabolic process
Cellular component (GO): nucleus; cytoplasm
Molecular function (GO): cullin family protein binding
Source: RefSeq, a predicted model, not a curated record